This is a messenger RNA of Marchantia polymorpha subsp. ruderalis, 2171 nucleotides long. The record is from the annotation of a GenBank genome assembly. Lineage: Eukaryota; Viridiplantae; Streptophyta; Marchantiopsida; Marchantiales; Marchantiaceae.
GUAAAUCGAAUCAAGUAUCGAUAGGUGAAAUAUUUCGAAACGCAUAGAUAAAACUCCCCCACUGGUUUUUGUUUUCAAUUAUUAUAAGGUAACAAGCGGAAACAACAGCCGUGGCAGAGAUUUAACAGCAACCAUACAUCUCCAAUUUCCUUCUACCGGACGCCAAUCUUCCGCAAUCGACUUACCAUCAAACCACGGGAUCCACGGGAUCCGUUCAGCUGUAAAAUGCCCGGCAUCGCCUCCUCUACAUACCUGGUCUUCUAGAUCUGCCUACGGUGUGUACUCUUUUCCAAUUGCAAAGCCAGGGCCAAACUCCUUCGUAUCUCUCCUGUAAUAGACACCCUACUUGUCCUACCCUAGCUCCAGCAAUCCCUCCUGCUCUCCCAACCCCAUUCACGAAGCGCAUGCCCACAGCAUCUCCCAAGCGCCUUCCUUCACACAGACUUCUCAGCACCAGACGACCACGAAAAGGGAGCAACCUUGCACCUGUAGAUACACAGUAACUUGACCACUACAGCCCUCAUCCAUGAAUUCCUUCCUUCACUCUCUGUCUGUCUCUGGGAUGGUGUUCAUCAGAAGCGCAUGGUGCCUUGGAAUCUCCCCACCGCUCGAUUUUCUCGACGACUGAUGAGGGCAUCAGACAUUCGUAAUUUCAUAUCCUUCAACGAGAAACUGUCAUCGCACGUAAAAGUUGCAGUGGAGGAGGGUACGACUAAGAGCUCCCCUUUGACCGAUGAGCGAGCCAGUGAUUCGAAGCUGCCGUCUGCAUGUACCCCCCUCCUCCCGAGAUGGUGGUCAGAGACCGAGCAGACAACGAGCAAGGAGGGGAAAGAAGAGGGCGCGCAGGACGGACGCGGCAGUGGCCGAGCUCGCGGCCAUUUGCGGGCCGGGAGGGGGCGGGGGCGCGGGGUCGGGGCUGUCGGCCGGGUCGUGGAGCUCGAAAACGCCCGAAAUCAGGCACUCGGGGGGGCUGGCGGGGUGGUCGGCCGUUUGCCAGAUGACCGAGCCAUCCGAGGCCUUCAUGAUGAAGUUGCCGGUAUCGUCGAGCUGCAGCAAGCGCACUCCCAUGCCGCUGGUGUUGGUCUGCCAGGCCACGGCUCCCGAGCCGGUCAGGAACUGCAUGUCGCCGUCGCCCGUUGCCACGAGCUUGCAGCUGUCCACCUCGACCGACACAUUGCACGGCGCGCGCCACCGCAGCAUCCUGCGGUUCGACUUGUCCACCACGGCCACCCAGCAGAAGUGCGUGUCCUCCACAUCAGCCAGCUGCAGCGAGAACUGGUACCUCCCGCUCGGCGACUGCAGCACGGGGUUCGACCAAUUGCCUGAAAAUCCCGUGUCCCCGUAGUCCAGCACGGCCAAUUGAAUCUGCACUCCGCUGUCCAGCUCAAGCUGCGUCGGCAGCCCUUCAAAGCUCCCCCCUUGCGCCUGCGCCAGCGGCAGCGCCAGACCCAGCAGGAGCAGCAGUAGCAGCGCCAAGCUCCUCGUCCCGAUCCCGAUCCUCGCUCCUCGACCUGAAGUUGCCCUCAUCGCCCCUGCCCACUCUCGACUCCUCGUCUCCUGCAUUGCUCUCUCUCUCCGAAUGUGCAUCGAUCGAUUUACCCAUUUCCAGCGCACUAGCUCGCUCGUAGAAGCUCGACCGAGCAUGCACUCCACUGGAAUGAGCCCGACCGUGACUGCAGCAACAACAUGCACGUCCUCGUGACUGGACCCGGGACUGGACCCCUCGUCUCCGUCUUCGUAGUCGUCGUCUUCAGCAGCAAACGCAUCACGAGUCCAUCAUGUCCUCCAGAGGGAUGUGCGCUCGCCGAGCGGCAGCAGCACAGGAGAAGCAGAAAACCCCUCCCAUCAAUCGAUCGAUCGAUCGAUAGACCGAUCCACGAGAACCGACCCCGUCCACGUUCCUAGUCUUCCCCGGAUGCGACGACCGUGAUCCAAUCUCAGCACCACCGCCUGCAGCAGAAUCAGGCCGCCGCUGUCGAUCAAGGCAGCAGCAGCAGCAGCCGCAGCAGGAGAACAAUCACAAUCGCAUCCCAGAUCUCAGCCCCAUGAUUCCCACAUGAAGAACAUGAACAACAACAACAAUAACAACGGCGCACCCAACCCAACGGACACUCGACGGAUCCCGAGGACGCAAAGCCCGAAAAAUAUUAGCCGGGCUAGGCCAUGGAUCG